CACGCCACCACAAAUACAUCGACAAGUUUACAGUACCACUUACGUGCUGUUUCUGAUAAUGUCAAAUAUAAUGUAAAGUACAUUAACCACAAUUAUGAUAACAUUUGUUAACCACUAAAUGUGGGGUUGGUAGGGGGUGAACUGCGAGGAAUGUUCGUUGUCGGUAGGACCAUAAGCGGAUGUCCUUGUUUCAAGUAAGGGCAAAUUAAAUGACGGGCCGCGAAGGCGCAUUUGACUUUUGUACCCUCUUGCACCUCCUUGAAAAAACUCGAAUUCAAGAGAUCAGCACCAUUUUCAGUCCAAAUAUCUAAAAAAAAUCUUAAUCAGGGAAAACUAUUGCUGUGUUUUAAAAUUCAGAUGAAAUGAGGCGAAGUUGAGAGUUUUCUCCUUAAAACAAGCAAAAACUUAUGCUAGUGGGUCUUCUGGAUGUCUAAUCUGAUCCCAAGAGCUACCCAGACUAAAUGGCUGUAUCGAGAACAACACUCAAGUCCCUGUAUGGAGUUUGUGGAGUGGUUUACAGACAGCCUCUGUUGUUCCCUUCCUCACUCAAAUGUGCAUCUAUACAGAUCACCAGGAGCAAGUUUGAGCGAGAUUACCAGAGACCCGGUCAGCCUCCAGACACACGCUGGCCUUGGCAGAUGAUAAACUUUGAUUUCUCCAAAGGUGUGGAGAGUGUCAGGAAGCACUUUGGCUUGUUAAAGGAUGAGUUUUUCCAGCGCUGGAUUGGACCGGAAGGAAAGCCAAUAAUAGAGCACAUGCUGGAACAGACCCGUGUCGUGUGGGAGUUUCGGGGUCCUGAGAGUCUAAAUGAGUGGAUUGUGUCAUCUGAUCAGGAGAUUGGGGGCCGCAGUGUGGCUUAUGUCAGUCUGGGCAAAAACAACACCACGUGUUUGCUGUAUGGGACCUUGAGCUCCACCCCUCCACGUGAUGGAGAGACUCGAUACAGUGGAUACUGCUCUAUGCGCUCCAAACCCCCAAAGGCCUCAUUUGACAGGAAAAAGCACUAUGACUGGUCAAGUUUCAACACGUUACAUUUGCGGAUACGAGGCGAUGGAAGACCGUGGAUGAUAAACGUGUCCGCUGAAACCUACUUUUCUCACCAGAGAGAUGACAUCUACAGUUACUUCCUUUACACGAGAGGGGGACCCUACUGGCAGGAUGUCAAGAUUCCAUUCUCCAAGUUUUUCCUUUCCAGUCGGGGAAGAAUCCAGGAUAGUCAGCAUCCUCUCUGGCUGGACAAGAUAAAUACUAUUGGUUUUACAUUGGGGGACAAAGCAGAUGGUCCAUUUCAGCUGGAGAUUGAUUUCAUUGGUCUGAAUAAUGACUGUGCCCACACUGAGGAGUUUGCAUAUGAGCUUUACAAGAAAAACCCAUAGUUCUGGUUGUAUUAAAUAGGAUUCAACAAUUAGGUAUGGAUUAACAAAUUCUUUAAUUAAAAACUUUUCGGGAAAAAAGUA
Danio rerio (zebrafish) is the source of this 1457-nucleotide messenger RNA. The record is from RefSeq and is a predicted model, not a curated record. Lineage: Eukaryota; Metazoa; Chordata; Actinopteri; Cypriniformes; Danionidae.